UUGUUUUUCUCACACUUGUGCCUCGCGCUCUUCUUUCUCUCCGCAGGUGCUUUUCUCUUUUUCUCUCAGUUUUUUGUUUUUCUCGGAUUUUCUUCGGAGACUCUUCGGUGUUUGUCCGACAUGCCCAAGUGUCCGAACUGCGGGAAGGAGGUCUACUUCGCGGAGAAGGUGACGUCUCUGGGGAAGGACUGGCACAGGCCUUGUCUAAAGUGUGACAAGUGUGGAAAGACUCUGUCCUCGGGCUCACACGCAGAGCACGAGGGGAAACCGUACUGUCACAAACCCUGCUACGCCGCCAUGUUCGGACCGAAAGGUUUCGGUCGCGGUGGAACCGAGAGUCACACUUACAAAUAAAUCCAGGUUUUUGUUUCCUGUGUCAAAAACUGCACCAGAUUCGAUGGAAGUUUUGAUCAUUUUAACUUCACCAGUUUAAUUUUUACUGCUUUAUUUUGACAUGGAUUUUAUCAAUAAACAUGUUUGUAAUUAUGA
This is a messenger RNA of Boleophthalmus pectinirostris (great blue-spotted mudskipper), 489 nucleotides long. It is a transcript of the gene crip1, whose product is annotated as cysteine-rich protein 1. Bases 121 to 354 code for a protein of 77 amino acids. The transcript has 5 exons. Gene Ontology annotation, molecular function: zinc ion binding. Gene Ontology annotation, biological process: regulation of gene expression; intrinsic apoptotic signaling pathway in response to DNA damage. The record is from RefSeq and is a predicted model, not a curated record. Lineage: Eukaryota; Metazoa; Chordata; Actinopteri; Gobiiformes; Gobiidae.